This is a messenger RNA of Bacidia gigantensis, 780 nucleotides long. RefSeq lists its product as uncharacterized. Bases 1 to 780 code for a protein of 259 amino acids. The record is from RefSeq and is a predicted model, not a curated record. The transcript has 3 exons. Lineage: Eukaryota; Fungi; Ascomycota; Lecanoromycetes; Lecanorales; Ramalinaceae.
AUGCACAAGAAAGAGGAGUACGAAUGGAGAGCUUCAACCAACACAGCCGAAUCAACAGCCCUGAGCCCAGACAUUCCACCUGCUUUGUUUCCCCCUCAAAUCACUGUUCCCAAGCAACAACAGGUCUCCAAGACCCGAGAAAUUCCCAAGCAACAACAAGUCUCUCUGAGUAAAAUGCUAUUACAUGGGACAUAUUUAGAUGGCCAGUACCAAGGUUUCGAAUCAGCCAGUCUUCAAUCAAGCCCCAUGAAAGAUGAUGCUCAAAGCUUGCUGGAUGACUUCAACGCGAAGCAUGGCGGACUCAAGGACGUCCCAACAGCAGCGAAAUUGAUAACCAAAAAUUCGCUCGACCUUAAAGCCAGCAUGGCCGAGUUUACUCAGAGGUUCUACAAGCAACAACCCCCGAGGAAACGAAGUUCGCCUCCAAGUGAUCAUAUGAAGCUGAUGACUCGAACGAUUUCCGAAGCCCCGUCACGAACACUCACAGAUUACUUCGCUCGACAGACAAAGCUUCUCGUCACGGCUGUGGCUACACUCAACUUCCUCCCGGCAGAUCAGCCAACCCUCACUGAAGCGCGCUCAAAGACGCGAGAGGGACACAAGAUCAACGAGAAGAAUCUCGUGGAGUACAUCUUACUCCCUGCUGCGCCGGUUCCUCGCGUGACGACCUCAGAACCGCCACCCUACCCGGCUUCCCAGCUCGGAUUCGAACCUAGGGGUGAAAGGAUAAGGGGGGAUUCUUGGACCGACGUCGUUGCGGGAGAGCCAAUGGGGGAUUAG